Molecule: messenger RNA, 1099 nt
Organism: Actinia tenebrosa (Australian red waratah sea anemone)
Lineage: Eukaryota; Metazoa; Cnidaria; Anthozoa; Actiniaria; Actiniidae
Product: betaine--homocysteine S-methyltransferase 1-like
Source: RefSeq, a predicted model, not a curated record
AAUAACUUUAUUUAUACUUGAAUUACAAGAUAGCAAGUACAUGCUAAUAUCUCCAAGUUACUUAUUUCCUUUCCACAAUUGCUUGCUGCUGCUAAGAUUUUUAUCAGAGGUAUACGAUUAACAUCCCAGCUUAAAGAAAAUGUCCAAGCCACGAGGACUACUCGAACGUCUGGAUGCUGGAGAGGUCAUUGUGGGAGAUGGCGGGUUUCUGUUUUGCUUGGAAAAACGUGGUUAUGUAAAAGCUGGACCGUGGACUCCUGAAGCAACUGUAGAGCAUCCCGAAGCAGUUCGUCAGCUGCAUCGAGAAUUCUUACGAGCGGGUGCCGAUGUCAUGCAUACAUUUACCUUUUACGCCAGCGAAGACAAGCUAAAGAACAGAGGAAAUGAUGCUAUCAAGAUCGGGUGCGAAGCUAUCAACCAAGCAGCAUGUGACCUAGCUAGAGAGGUAGCAAACGAAGGAGGAGCUCUUGUAGCUGGCAAUAUUUGUUUGACAACAUCAUAUUUUAGUGGCAAGGGAAAAGAGGCAUGUCAGGCUGAGUACAAGAAGCAAUUAGACGUGUUUGUCAAGAAUGACGUGGAUUUUCUCAUUGGAGAGUUGUUUUCCGAAGUCGAGGAAGCAGAGUGGGCGACAGAAGUCAUGAAAGCCACGGGGAAACCAGUUGUUUGUUGUCUAACGAUCUCAGCCAGUGGUGACCKKARUGGUGUGUCUKUGAAAGRCUGUACCCUACGUCUUGCUAAAGCUGGUGCUGAUGUCAUCRGUGUCAAUUGUCRCUUUGACCCUGAUGUUUGCAUCGAGAUAGUACGUCUGAUGAAAGCAGCUUUGGACGAAGCCGGGAUAAAGAAACAUCUCAUUAUCCAGCCCAUAGGCUUCAAAACGCCGGAGUAUUUGGGCGGGAAWRWUAWAUGUGACUUUACUGACUUUCCAGAAUUCCCAUUCGGUAAUAUAACUUUUAAUAUCGAGAGAUAACAUCAUUGCAGUGAAACACCGCUGUUUUCCUUAAUUACAGAUUCAUUUACGCAGGGUUCGUUCGAUUUUGUUUAGAAUAUUUAUGAGUUCCAGUGAAGGCCAAUGGAAUUUCAAAGUGUAUUAUUGCAGGCA